AUGACGCGCCUUGAUUCGAUCGUGCUGGUGACAGACAAGGCUGCGUGGGAGGGAACCAAGGAAUCUCAGGACACCCAAGCCAUUCUCGACGCCCACAAGGCCGAACUUGGGGUCGGUACGCUGAGGACUCAGCACUUGCAGAUUGACAAUCUUGAAGCCCCGGACGAUAUACCGGACACAGCACCGCUCGAUGAACAUGAGGCCUAUAUCGUGCGGCCUGAUGACGCGACCGCAGAACUUGGCUACUCUUCCCGAUCGCCGCUGAGGGCUGAUGAGACAUCGUCGGCAGUGCCUGGUCGCAAGAAAAUGGACGUGUCACAGCAGACGCCCACGCAGAUCAAUGAUGAGCGUGACUACGCGGCGUUUUGCGAGCCUUUGGGAUCGAGCACCGUCGAUGAUGACACCCAGAAUACGACCCACGAUGAGCCACACACCCUGAAUCCAGAUGAUACCGGUGCUGUGAACUUCGGAAUCUCGAGCGAGCUGCCGCGACCGUCCUCACAAGUGUCCGAGGAUGGCGGCUUUGAAAACACCCGAGGCGAGUGGAGGCGGCCAGACGACAUCCCUCGGGCGGCUUUGAAUUCCGCAUUCACACCCCACAAGCCCCAGGAUCUGCUUCCAGAAACUCCUGCGCUGCCAAAGAACCCAUUUGGGAACAAGAGCGAUGGCGCUGUCCCUUUUGGCGGGACUCAGCUCUUCGGCCAGACACAAUUGCUGUCAUCGGCGGCCAAGAUGGCCAGCCCGACCUCGUCCCGCCCGUCGCCAAACGUAUUCCUAAAUUCCAUCUCACCAAGAGUCAUGGGAACAUCUCCAUUAAAGAACCGGGCCAAUGUUUCAUCACCGACAGAUAUUCGAACGUCUAGCCCAGCAAGACUGCACGAGAUACCCGCAACGCUACUAAAGGAUAAGGACCUUGGGACUGUUGCGCAAGAAACUCCCAUGCCCGCCCGAUCGCAAAAGGACGAGCUCAUUCCAGAGUCACCCACCUAUCAAUCACCCCUUUCACUAGCCGGGCGCAAGCCUAUGGCCCAUUACGAGCCCAUGAAGCAGUCGCAAGAGCGGAAAAUGGUCAACAGAAAGGCUCUACUCCAGAGGCUGGCUUCUGAGAGCGAUUCAGAUGACGAUACCUUGCAGCAGCUGGAGAGAAAGAAACGCGUGGAGAGAAAACGAGCAUUGGCUGCUAAGGAGAUGAAUAAAGUCAGGCUCACGCGCACACCGCGGAGGCCUUCUGACGAAGAGCCCAACAAGAAGCGGCGCAAAGUGGACGAAGCUUCUGAAAAGAGAAGAAACUCUGGAUUGCAGGCGGUGGAUGUCCAGGCUGCCCCGACGUUGCUGGGGGACUCUCAAAAAGCUGCUUCACAAUCGACCCAGCUACCCUCUCUGCGAUCAACAAAAGCCACCCCAGGUACUUUGGAAGAAGUUGAGAGCGACAAGAUGCGCGCGACGUCUGCAAACGCGCAGAACGCCGCUGAGCCAGAGCCAGACCCCAUUGACGAUGAAAUGAUACCAGCCACCAGUCCUAUUUGCUCUUCGCCAAACAUGCCGCAACGAGACGUACCGUCGAAUUCGGAGCCAGAAUUACCCCUACUGAGGCGGGACGGGACAGAGCAGCCGGGUGAUGGCGUUGAUUGUUCUUCCUUGCCAUUGGUACGACGAAGAUCGCUACGCACAUACGGAAAACGUGGGCGCGAACAAAGAAGUCGCUUAUGCGUCAUAUCGUCUCCAGAAACUGCAGCAACCGAGAAUGCUGUGGGCUGCAAAGCCGACGAACAAGUGUCAGCUGAGCCCCGGAUUGAUGCCGAUCAUCGCGCGCAAGGUUCACAGGAUGCAGUCAAGCAAGCUGACAUGCUACCAAGGGACUCCCGUUCCGAGCUUCCAGCGCCUAUGGGGGCUCGGUCGAGACGAGGUGAGGCCAAGAUUCAGACCCCUCGACCAUACCGCGCGAGUCGGCCGGCGCCAGCCACUACUUCCAGCAUGACCAACUUUUCAUCUACUCCUGCAGCAUCUUCCAAGACCACCCCGGGCACGCAGCUGGGCACGCAGGACUCACAUGCCUCGGAGCGUUCCGAGUCGGUCAGUCUUUUGUCGCCCGCAAAAGGCGCAAAACCUCCUGGCAGGCGUGGCGGAAACACAGCCGAAUCCGAGUCCCCAAAACCUGUGACCAAGGCUAUGAGGCUGUCGCGAAGGCUGCUGAGGAUGCACUCUGAUUCCACAGAUGACCGGCAUCGCUCCUCACCUUGCGCCACCGCUCCCAACCGAAGCACGACGCAGUCAAAGUCAGUGCGAGGCUUCCGAGCGAGCUCCGGCCCCGUGAGUCGGGCUCGCCGCCUGUUUGAUUGCAUGAUUUUCGCGCUGUCGUUUUCCGAGAACCGAGGCCAGCGGACAAAGCUCGAGGCCAAGAUCACGCAGGCAGGAGGGGCCAUCUUGCACGAGGGCUUUCACGAGAUGUUUGAGCCACUGGCUAUAAUUCACUCGGCCAACACAACCCUGGAGUCGGACGAAAGCCCGCUCAAACUGGCCAAAAUGUAUGCCGACUGCGGAUUCGCAGCCGUCAUUGCGGACGGCCAUUCUCGGAAAACCAAGUACAUGCAAGCGCUGGCGCUCGGUCUGCCGUGCCUCGCGCCGCAAUGGGCAACAACGUGCCUGGAAAGGGGUGAGAUUGUCGACUGGGUGCCAUACCUAUUGUGCGCUGGAGCUUCCCAAGUUCUCGGCAACGCCAUACGGUCGCGCACGCUGGCACCCUACUGCGCCACAGCGGCCAAGCUACCUGACGUGCUUCGGAUCCGGGGCAGGCUCCUGGAAGGGGAACGGCUGCUCAUCGUGGUGGACUGCCGAAAGCUACGCAAGGAGACGAAGCAGCAGUAUCUGUUUCUGGCGGCGGCACUCGGGCCUUGUUCCGUAUCGAGGGUGUCGACGGUCCAGCAGGCCGGCGAGUCGAUGCGGCAAGCCGAGCAAGGUAGCGCACCAUUCGGAUGGAUCUACAUGGAUCCGUCGAUAGGCACAGUGGAGGAUGUGUUGGCGGCGGCGGCGGCGGCGGCGGCGGCGCAGCAGACGACGGGGAGGAGGAAACGAAAGUUGGCUGCCGCGGAGCCGGCGGGGCAGAAUGUAAGCGUUCUGACGGACGAGCUCAUGAUACAGAGUCUUAUACUGGGGCGCAUGGUAGAGGCCGGCGAGAUGGGCUGA
Molecule: messenger RNA, 3183 nt
Organism: Ustilaginoidea virens
Lineage: Eukaryota; Fungi; Ascomycota; Sordariomycetes; Hypocreales; Clavicipitaceae
Exons: 4
Coding region: 1-3183 (1060 amino acids)
Biological process (GO): positive regulation of transcription by RNA polymerase II; DNA damage checkpoint signaling
Cellular component (GO): nucleus
Molecular function (GO): histone binding
Source: RefSeq, a predicted model, not a curated record